AUGGAGGAUACCGACACCGUCCCGGAGAGGCAUGCGUUUCUUGGCAACUACAGGAGGUACAGCACCCAGGUCAUUGAGACCAUUGUCCAGCUGAAGCUGUCCGAUGCAGUCUAUCACGUUCUCGGCCAGGCGGAGCAGGUUUUGCAGCAUCUAUACGAUGACAGUCCACCCAUGGACGUCACGAAAUACAUCAAGUAUUCGAUGCCUGUCCUGCGUGUCGACGCGCAAUUCACCGUUAUCGAGGCCGCGCUCAAGGGCUAUAUGAAAUGGAGAGCAAGCACCACACAACAGAGUUUGCCAGACUAUGAGCAACAGCGCGCCGCCUUGGAGAGAGACUUAGAAUCUUGGUGCACCAAACUCCUUGAAAUGAAGUUUGAGGAUCCAUUGAUUCGAAAGAGAGUUUUGCAACUUUUAGUGGCCUUCUCGACCACAGCCCUCGACAAGAACCCGGGAUUCAUGCUCAAGGUUCUUGAGCACAUUCUCAUGACCUGGCCCGCUCCUCAACCGGAGCAUCGUUCCUUCAAUGAGGCCAUCAAAGACUUUCAGUCCGAAAGCAUGGUGGAAUUGCAGAGGCUCGCGUCAAAGGUGCCUGACCAUUUGCUUGCAGUAUACGACCAAAUAGAGGCACGGGUUAACGAUAUGAUCUCAUCGGGCACGUUGGAUGAGAAGCGCCAGAUUGCCUAUCAGAGCUUCCUCUUCAUCAUCAUUCACCGGGCUUCCAAUAUCGAUCCUGCCACUCAGGUCCAGCGAUUACAAGAGUUUAUCAAGCCUGUCACAUCUUCGUGGCAGAACCAGGAACUUAAGAAUUCGCUGUCUUCUUACUCGGGCUUCUGCGAGCUGCUGGCUUUGGACAAGGCCAAGAGGUAUCUGAUGAGCCAUCGUGUCCACGAGGUCAAAGACUGGGGUUCCUGCGAAUUGGAUGCUGAAGGCCUGGCUUUGCAGACCGAGCUGGAAGAGAGACAAAAGAUGUUGCCGCUUCGCCCUACGAAGUCUUUUCUCUCGUUCUCAGUCGAGAAAUUGGAGAAGUCGUCUACCCCUUUCCAAAUCUCGUAUCGCUUGUGGAAUGAUAGCUUCCCCGUGAUCCUACCAGAUCUAUUGCAGUUCCUCAGCCAUGCGCAUGCCUCGCAUAACCCGGACAACUGGACAGAACUGCCUGCCGAAACUCGAUCUGUCGUUGGUAAUGUACUCAGCGACCGUUUCUGGCAGGCGGGCAUCUCAGAGGGCAGCAAGGAUGAGUUUUACGCUCGCGUCAUGGACAAGAAAAACACUCUCGAAGGGUUAGCCUCGACUAUCCGCGGAACUGUAAGGUUUGUCAGGGAGACUUGUUACGCCAUUAUCUACUGCAUGAGCCGCUUGGAGAUGCAAUUUUACGGCUUUAGCGAGCUACCUGGUCCGCUUGCGCAGGCCCUUUUCCAGAACUCCUUCCAUCUCUCGGCCCACCAGCAAAUCAACCUGCUCAACCUUGUGAGGUACCUGGUGGACGACUGUCCAUUGGAGCAACGAGAACACUUCCUUCCCCCACUGCUGGCAGCGUGUUUCCAGCAGAUGGAUGCCAAGAUCAACGCGGAAUGGGAGAACCUCGAGCGCCAGCAGGCUAUCCAGGCCGCAGCUGACGCUCUCACAGAAGAGAUGAAGUCUGAAAGUAUCUUGCGCCAAGUCACGUAUACCGCGGUGAUCAUGGUGGCGGAUUUCUUGGACCCCACGAAGAGGAGUGAGUCUAUUCUUUUCCACCCUGGAUUUGCUCGUUUCCUUACGCCGAUUCGUCAAAACACCGUCUCUCCCUUCCCUCGGUGUAAAACCCCUGAUUGA
Messenger RNA from Colletotrichum spaethianum, 1809 nucleotides. RefSeq names its product protein MSN5. Gene Ontology annotation, cellular component: nucleus; RNA nuclear export complex; cytoplasm. The coding region runs from base 1 to 1809 and encodes 602 amino acids. NCBI's taxonomy places the organism in Eukaryota, Fungi, Ascomycota, Sordariomycetes, Glomerellales, Glomerellaceae. The transcript has 5 exons. Gene Ontology annotation, molecular function: nuclear export signal receptor activity; RNA binding. Gene Ontology annotation, biological process: protein export from nucleus; RNA export from nucleus. The record is from RefSeq and is a predicted model, not a curated record.